Nymphalis io (European peacock) is the source of this 1525-nucleotide messenger RNA. It is a transcript of the gene sqh, whose product is annotated as myosin regulatory light chain sqh. The record is from RefSeq and is a predicted model, not a curated record. The coding region runs from base 191 to 715 and encodes 174 amino acids. Gene Ontology annotation, biological process: post-embryonic development; locomotion. NCBI's taxonomy places the organism in Eukaryota, Metazoa, Arthropoda, Insecta, Lepidoptera, Nymphalidae. The transcript is spliced from 4 exons. Gene Ontology annotation, cellular component: cytoplasm; myosin II complex. Gene Ontology annotation, molecular function: calcium ion binding; myosin heavy chain binding.
UGCUUGUUACUUGUUAGGGUUAGGUAUUUUAUAGUAUUAGUCAUCGGAACGAACGUUAAGCAGAACUAUUCGUUGAUUCUUUUAUUAUUAAAUCAACUGUUGACUUACAACUUCAGAUUCUAUUAAAGUGUUAAAACAUAUUUUGCAAACCCGUAUUUGUAUUUCAACAAAUUAAUUAAUUAUAACAAAGAUGUCCUCUCGUAAGACUGCUGGUCGUCGUGGCACGAACAAGAAACGGGCCCAGCGUGCCACAUCCAAUGUAUUUGCUAUGUUUGAUCAAGCACAGAUUGCAGAAUUUAAAGAAGCAUUUAACAUGAUUGACCAGAACAGGGAUGGAUUUGUUGAUAAAGAUGAUUUACAUGAUAUGCUUGCCUCACUUGGCAAAAAUCCAACUGAAGAAUAUUUGGAAGGUAUGAUGAAUGAAGCCCCGGGUCCCAUUAACUUCACCAUGUUCCUUACACUGUUUGGUGAGCGUCUUCAAGGAACCGAUCCAGAGGACGUUAUCAAGAAUGCCUUUGGAUGCUUCGAUGAGGAGAAUACGGGUGUAAUAGGAGAGGAACGUCUCCGCGAGUUGUUGACGACGAUGGGCGAUCGUUUCACGGACGACGACGUCGACGAAAUGCUUCGUGAAGCUCCAAUUCGAGAUGGAAUCUUUGACUACGUUGAGUUUACGCGCAUAUUGAAGCAUGGCGCAAAAGAUAAGGAUGAGCAAUAAAACAAUAUUAAUGGGCAGGUUGAAAGAUUUCAUUUGAGACUAUAUUUCUCUUAAAAUGACUAUAAAUAUAUAAAUUCGUGUAUUUAACUAAAUUCUACAAAAGAGAAAUCAACUGUUUAUGUUUUAACUUUCCAGUUUUUCAUAUUUUAAAAAUAUUUCAACCUGCCAUAAUAAAUAAUGUUUAAUCAUUUUUUAAUUAUGUAACCAUAUACAUUAUAUGCCAAACUAAUUCAUUUUAUAUAAGAUGUACUAAAUCUUAUUAGGUAUAAGUUUGCUUGUAUGGAUUUCGUCAAUCUCAAAAGACACCGCGGUGCUAAGAAUAGAGAUAUGUAUUAGAUUUGUUGCAAUUUCGAUUGGUUUUAAUCAUGCAUUUGUUAUAAACAUUUCCAGUAUAAUUGGGUUGAGUGUAAAUCUGGUUUUUUCUUUGAUUGAUACGAUUUUAUUUAUUAACGUUUGUUUGUACUUAAUAGUUCCGUUAAUUUUAUAUCAAAAAAAUUUAGUUCGUGAAUGUCUAAAGUUUAUCUAUGAACUUGAAACAACACGGAACAAAAUUAUAUGAAAAUUUGUAUGUGAUUCGAAAAAUAUAAGGCAUUCCGUUUUGUAACCAGAUUGAGCUAGCUAUUAAUUCGUAAAUUAAAUGAUGUUUUUGAAUUAUCAAAACCGACUUAAUAAUGAAAUACUAGUAGUGUAGUUACAUAAACUAACACUAAAUAUUUUACUACUAACCAAUCAUGUGUAGGAAGAAACAUAUUAUAUAUUCAAUGAUUAUGUAUUUAUUUUGAGUUUUCUUAUAAAUUCUUUUAAAUAUUA